GGUACUUCUGGCCCGGCCGCCCUGCCGCCCUGCCGUUGCCCGGCGCCGGCCCUUCGCGUCCUUAUAAAAGGCCCUCGGCGUGCCAAACCGCCACAGUCCGGCCGCCACUUCAGUCCGCGCAGCAACAACCCGCUAGCCCCGCACCACCAUGAUCUGCAGAAUCGUCGCCGUCCUCGCCACGCUGGCCCUGGUGGCCGCGGCGCCGUCGUACGUGCCCUCGUACGUGUCGCCCUACGCCGCCGCGCCCUACGCCGUCUCGCCCUACGCCGCCUCGUCCUACGCAGCCGCGCCGCUCGCCUACAGCAGCUACCCCGUGGUGAAGUCGGCCUACAGCCCCUACGCCUACAGCGCCUACAGCGCCUACAGCAGCUACCCGGCCGUCUCCUCGGCGGGAGUCUACCCCUACGCCUACGCCCCGCACCACGCCUCCCUCGUCUACGUCUGAAUAGGCAGAUCUACUAGGGAAGGCGUUUGUGGAAGGUGAUCUCUCCUGUGAAGUACAAACACACAAGAGCACCCGCAAGGAAAGGAAAGCGCUCGUUUCGCAGAAUAAAAUUGUUUUGCAUUUCUGCUUGAAAUGUACCGCCUCCCAAACAGGCACGAUUAGAGAGCACGUUGUGAUGGUUCUAAAAGAAUGUAAAGGGUUUCCGAUUUGGACCUGAGUGGAUAUGUAAGAGACUACGUGUUCUCUAAUCGUGCACAGAAAAAAUAGGCUGCCUUGUCAUUCUUAUGACUUGUGUGAUUCAAUGCAAUAAAAACGCAUUAUUUAUUUGAUA
This is a messenger RNA of Frankliniella occidentalis (western flower thrips), 776 nucleotides long. RefSeq lists its product as uncharacterized. Lineage: Eukaryota; Metazoa; Arthropoda; Insecta; Thysanoptera; Thripidae. Bases 149 to 445 code for a protein of 98 amino acids. The transcript has 2 exons. The record is from RefSeq and is a predicted model, not a curated record.